Messenger RNA from Lucilia sericata (common green bottle fly), 1160 nucleotides. Its product is annotated as nipped-B protein-like. Gene Ontology annotation, molecular function: chromatin binding. The annotation marks the transcript as partial. The record is from RefSeq and is a predicted model, not a curated record. The transcript is spliced from 5 exons. Gene Ontology annotation, cellular component: Scc2-Scc4 cohesin loading complex. Gene Ontology annotation, biological process: establishment of mitotic sister chromatid cohesion; establishment of protein localization to chromatin; regulation of gene expression. Lineage: Eukaryota; Metazoa; Arthropoda; Insecta; Diptera; Calliphoridae.
GUGGAUCAUCCGAAUCAUCAGAAAGUGAAAGUUGUAACGAAAGUGGAGAUGAUAACAUCGCUGAUAAUACAAAUAAUCGUAAUUCUGGUAUUAUAGAUCAAGAGCUAAAUUUGGAAAUAUUCAAUAUUUUAGAAGAGCGUAAACAUUAUUUAAUAAAUAAUAUUAAACCAUACUCUGCGUCAAGUGAUAUUAAUCAUACAUCACAACAUAUUAAAACUUACAUUGACUACAAUAAUGCUCACCUUAUCGCACAAUAUUUGGCAACAAAACGGCCUUUUAGUCAGUCGUUUGAUGGUUAUCUUAAGAAAAUAAUAUUGGUCGUUAAUGAGCCCUCAAUAGCAGUAAGAACUCGUGCAAUGAAAUGCUUAGCAAAUAUAGUUGAAGUGGAUCCUUUUGUACUGAAAAGGAAAGAUAUGCAAAUGGGAGUUAAUCAGAAAUUUUUAGAUGCUGCAAUAUCUGUGCGUGAAGCUGCUGUAGAUUUAGUCGGAAAAUUUGUUCUAAGUAACGAAGAGUUAAUUGAUCAGUAUUAUGAUAUGUUGUCCACCAGAAUACUGGAUACUGGCGUAUCGGUGCGAAAACGUGUUAUUAAAAUUCUUCGUGAUAUAUGUAUAGAAUAUCCAGAUUUUAAGAAAAUACCGGAAAUAUGCGUCAAAAUGAUAAGAAGGGUCAAUGACGAAGAAGGAAUUCAAAAACUGGUUACUGAAGUAUUCAUGAAAAUGUGGUUUACACCAUGCAACAAAAAUGAUAAGCAUGGCAUCCUGCGAAAAAUCAAUCAAAUUAUCGAUGUUGUUAACACGGCACACGACACCGGGACAUCAUGGCUGGAAGGACUAUUAAACAGUAUUUUUCAACCAAAGGAAAAUAUGUUAAAAUUGGACGGAAAUAAUCAAGAUCCUGUUAAGAAAAAUACUGAACCUCCCCAAGAGAUUGUUCUUGCUUGUCAACAAUUAGCCGAUGGAUUGGUUGAACGUCUAAUUGAAUUGGAAGAUACAGAUAAUGAACGAAUGUUAGGCUGUAUUACAACGUUACAUUUGCUAGCCAAAGUUCGUCCGCAAUUAUUAGUAAGACACGCUAUAACCAUCGAACCAUAUCUUAAUAUAAAAUGCCACCCAUCAACUGCACCUAAAUUUAUAUGUGCUGUCGCAGAAAUUCUUGAAAAG